GCUUUGCAGUCUGCGCUCAGCGGUGACUUUAUCGAUUUCGACUAAAGGUGACUUGUGGAUGUCAUAACCAAAGGAUAACGUGGCAAUUCAUGUGAGAAGGGAUGUGAAAAUUCUGGAGCAUGCAGCAACACAUGUCAGCCCCCUUGAAAGGAAGAGUUAGCUGUAAUUAUGUAAAUCUGCCUCAGAUUAAUGGGGACAGGCUGAAGACAGCUAAGAUUUCAGUGGACAAGGCAAUAAAGGAGAAAAAAGUGUUCUCAAUACAAGGCCCAUACCCUGUAAUCCGCGCAGCCCUACGUGCCAGAGGAUGGGUGGAACGCAGACUACCCCGUCCCUCUCUUCCACAACCCCGUCGGCAUGGAGAAUUUGAAACGGAGGCCACAGAUGAGCCUGACAGCAGUGAUGGUGAUGGAGAGGAAGGAGAAAGAGAUGAUGAUGCAGAUGAUGAUACGUAUGACCUGAUGUCACGGCUUGUUCGCAAUGAGACCACAUAUUUAUACUGGACAACAAAGAGGGAUUCAAUUGAUUGUCAGUCUUUGCGUAAAGACCAGAUGACCAAUCAUUACGCAAAGGCGGGAUCUUUCACCACUAAGGUUGGCUUGUGUAUGAACUUAAGAAAUCUGCAGUGGUUUGAUACAACAGACCCUGAUACGUUUUUCCCACGUUGCUAUAGACUCGGAGCAGAGGAUGAGAAGCAUGCUUUUAUUGAGGACUUUAGACGGACUGCAUGUACAAGUCUGCUGCUGUAUGUUGAGGAGAGAUAUGGAGGGGAUUUAGAGUGGCUAAGAACAGGAGAGAUGCUUAGUGCUAAAGCCGGUGGUGUAAGCAAGCCACGUAAGCUUACUAAUCAGAAAGUGGGAACUUGGUUGAUUGACAAUGCGUUGCAUGUAUGUCAGGAUUAUCUGAACAGUUUAGAGCAUUGUGACAUAGACGUCAAUUUGGAAGCUGUACCCACCCUCUCGGAGGACCAGUGGAAAGUGUUUCUCCAGAAUUUCUACUUAGUUAUUCAUGAAGGAGUGAAGAUAGAGGGGUGUGAAGGGUAUGUGGAACGAUGUAAAUCCAUGCUGGUGCAGAUGCGCCAUGUUUGCCCUCAGAUGGAGACCGAUGGACUCUGCAACAUCUGGAUCAUUAAACCUGGGGCCAAGUCACGCGGCAGAGGUAUAAUGUGCAUGAAGAAGCUGGAUGAGAUGCUCAGUUUAGUGCAUGGAGACCAUGCCAUCAUGAAGGACAGUAAGUGGGUGGUGCAAAAGUAUUUGGAGCGACCUCUGCUUGUUCAUGGCACUAAAUUUGACUUAAGGCAAUGGUUCCUGGUAACAGACUGGAACCCUCUCACGGUGUGGUUCUACCGUGAAUGCUACCUCCGGUUUUCUACCCAACCUUACUCCACUCAUACAUUGGACAGCUCUGUCCAUCUCUGUAACAACUCCAUCCAGAAGCAUUUUCAGCCAAGCCCUGAUCGUGACCCAUCUCUCCCUGUAGAGUGCAUGUGGUCCUGUUCACAGUUUCGCUCCUGGUUGGCUGCUUCUGGUCGCGGUUGUCUGUGGGACGAAGUGGUGGUACCAGGUAUGCAGGAGGCUGUGAUCCAAACCCUCUUGACUGCACAGGACAGCGUAGAACCUCGCAAAGCCAGUUUUGAGCUCUACGGAGCAGAUUUCAUGCUGGGACGUGACCUGCGACCUUGGCUGUUGGAGGUCAAUGCCAGCCCCACUAUGGCACCCUCCACAGCAGUCACAGCUCGACUCUGCCCCGCCGUACAGGAAGACACACUGCGCGUCGUGCUGGAUCGACGAUGUGAUCCCAACGCUCACACUGGUGGCUUUCAGCUCAUAUACAAACAGGCAGCGGUGGUGGUCCCACAAUAUAUGGGAAUGAAUCUUCUUGUAGAGGGUACUUCAAUCAGGCGUCCCCGUGCUGCUAUAUACAAACCUCUCACCCUGCGAUCUCACCCUGAACCACUGUCGAAAUCCACCAGUCACAACCGGUCUACUUUACCAACCAGCCAUUGCUCUACUGGGAAGGAGAAUCAAUCAGAAGUCCUAAUCAAAAGGCCUACAAUAUCUUCCCGCAAAGCCACAUUGGACCAGUCCUUUUACUCCCACAGAAAAUGCCCUCGCAGGCUGGUCUUACCCUCGACCUGCUGCGUAUUUCCCAACCCAGCAGAAGUUCAUCCUCAGAAGCUCUCACACACACAUGUGCAGCCUGAUCACUUUCACAGAUCACGCAGUACCCUUCCUUCCCUAUACCGUCCGUCCCCCUCACUGGAUGUAACGCACCUACGACCCGGAAAAGCAAACCCCCCCGGUCGCCACAAACAUGACAUACACACCGUCAGUAUAUCAUAUCCAGUUCUACGUAUGCAAAAAUACCUUGCAAGAAACCAAAGGCGAGGCACAGAUGCUUUUAAGAAGAUAGAAGGAUCAAAGUCAUCGUGAGGAACCUUCUGGAGAACAUGAAACCUAAAUCUUCACUUACUGUAUUAAAAUGAAUAGGUGUUAGAAUGCACCAAUUAUUUUGUCAGGUUAUCUUUUAGUUCACCGGAUUCUAAAGCCAUAUAUCUGGGAAUUACGGGAAAAUGUGGAAUUUUACGGAAUAGAUUUUGAAAUGAUGGGUUAGGAACUAAAAGACACUUCUGAGUGAAUAAGAAUAUUACAGAUGAGCCAAAAUAUUCAGCAAACCAGCAUGCAAGGGAUAAGGGGAUAUGUGUUUAACUUUUUGAGUUAACAGGUGUUUCUAAUAAGCAAAGUUCUGCAGAUGCAGAUUCUUAAGCGUAGACAUUCUUAUUAAAGGAAUAUUCCACUUUCAUAAAAUAAAAUUCCAAUAAUUUACUCAUCCCAAUGUAAUCCACGAUGG
This is a messenger RNA of Paramisgurnus dabryanus, 2847 nucleotides long. RefSeq names its product tubulin tyrosine ligase-like family, member 3 (gene ttll3). Gene Ontology annotation, cellular component: axoneme; microtubule cytoskeleton. Gene Ontology annotation, molecular function: protein-glycine ligase activity, initiating. Gene Ontology annotation, biological process: cilium assembly; cilium movement; protein polyglycylation. NCBI's taxonomy places the organism in Eukaryota, Metazoa, Chordata, Actinopteri, Cypriniformes, Cobitidae. The record is from RefSeq and is a predicted model, not a curated record.